AUGGCCCAACGGCGCGUGAUCGACCAAUUGGUCACUGGUGGUGCUAGCGGUGAGCAACAACAUGAACCCUUACCCCCUGGCCAAUCUGAACCCAUACUCUUACCUUAUACUCAAACCUCUGUUACUUCACAAGUUAUGAAUCCACCUGAAGAAGCCUUUACCUAUCCCACUCAUGGCCCACCACCUACUUAUGCACCUAACAUCCAAACUAACGCUUCUCAUGCCCAAAUUUCCCAGAAUUAUCCGCCCAUUACUAUGAGCAUGCCUUUCGAACCACAAGGUCCACAUUAUUACUCCACCGCUGAACCAUUCACCCUAGAUACCGCCGUUCAAGGGAAAGCUGAAGUUGGGGGGUCAUCUGUGCCCGUGGACCAGAAUUUACUAAAGAGAUUGGAUAAGUUUGAGGAAUUUAUAAGGAAAAGCCAAGGUUUGAGCAAGCAAGGAGGUCUAGACUACAACGAGUUGUGCCUGUUUCUGGAUAUGCAAUUGCCGGUGGGUUUCAAAGCACCUAAGUUUACCAAGUAUGACGGAACUGCCAAUCCCAAGACCCACCUUCGGAUGUUUGCAAACAAGCUGGGAAGACCAAUAGACGAUGAGAAUCUGCCUGUGCGCUUAUUUCCCGAGAGUCUGGAAGGCGACGCCUUAGAUUGGUAUGCCAAUUUGAAGCCUGAGGAUAUGAGAUCUUGGAUGGAUUUAUCGACUGCUUUUGUGAGGCAGUAUGAAUAUAAUUGCGAGCUCGCUCCGACGAGGACCACGUUGGAGGGAACUAAGAGGAAACCAUCGGAGGACCAUAAGAUGUAUGCGAAAAGAUGGAGGAAGUUGGCUGCCAAGGUGGAGCCUCCCAUGACCGAAAAUGAAAUUGUUCGCACGUUCAUCAAAGCGCAUGACCCGCCCUACUUUGAAGAGAUUUUCCGUAUGACUGGUUGUUCCUUUGCAGAGAUUGUCAAUAAGUUGGAAGAGUAUGAUGAUUUUAUGAGAGCAGGCAAGAUUGUUAAUGUUUCAGCUUUGAAGUCGCAGUUGGAAGCUAUGCGAAACCAAAACAGCAGCAGUAAAAAGUCUCAGUUUAAGAAGAAAGACGAGGAAGCUUCCUUUGUUUGGAACCAAGGUUCUUCUUCCCGGCCUAGAUACCAACAAAAUUCCGCCUACUCACCCCAUUACUUAUACCAACCGCGUCCCCGACCUGUUUACAAUACCACAAUCAACCACCCCCGUCCUCGACCAAAUUACCCAAACACACCGCCAACGCCAUUUCACAUUUCCCCACCAAACUUCCAAAUUAGACCGCACCCUCCUUUCAACCCAAGACCUAUUCCACCCUCCAACCCAAAUUACCACUAUCAACAAGCCAGUGACACCCAAAAUCCAACCCCAUACCGAACCUUCACCAAUCUAGGUCGGCCCGUUGACCAAUUGUAUGAGCAAUUGAAAGCUGCUGGGAAAAUUGGCAUUAUACCUCCUAAAACCUAUUCCAAAGGAUUUCCUAUUGGUUAUGAUCCCCAAUCAUUUUGUGCCUACCAUUCAGGAGCUCCUGGACAUUCAACUGCUAAUUGUUGGGCGCUUAUACAUAAAAUUCAAGACAUGAUCGAAUCCGGAGACAUAGUCCUGAGGAGGAGGGACGAACAAGGUCCAAAUGUUAGCAAAAAUCCUUUUCCUACACACAAGGACACCGUAGGAGUUAUUACUAGUAAUGAAGGGAUUGAGGAACCUACACAAUUUAUUAUAGAUGAAGCUGGGACAGUAAGGGUCAUUGAAGAACCGUUCAUAUUGGAGGAAGAAGCUCCUGAAAUCAAGAAAAAUACGGGUCCGUUUAUUCUGGAAAAGGUGCCUUUCGAAUGUGAGCCUUCGGAGCUUGUGGUACUUGAAUUGCCUAAGCAACCUCCUAUUCUUAAUCUACAAGAGGUCCCGUGGAAUUAUAGCGAGCCCACGCUAUUAAUUGGAGGAGAAAAGGUGCCCAGAAAGGAAGUGGACGCCAUUACUAGAUCUGGAAGAAUCAUAGGGGAACCCGCAGUUGAUGAGCCCUCAAAACCGAAAGAAAAUGUUGUUCCGACAAGACCAAUUGUGACUGAUGAAGAGACCUUCAAUUUCCUUAAGAUGCUGAAGAAAAGUAAGUAUAAGGUGGUCGAGCAAUUGGAUAAGUUGCCCGCUCAAAUUUCUAUAUUGAAUUUGCUUCUAACCUCGGAACUUCAUCGAGAAGCUUUACUCAAGGUCCUAACUGAGGCUCAAGUGCCUAAGAAUAUUUCUGUGGAUAAAUUCACUCAUGUAGUAGAACAUGUUUUGGCUUCAAAUCAAAUUUCUUUUUCUGAUGAAGAUUUGACUUCGGAUGGGAUUGGGCACAAUAAAGCAUUAUAUAUCUCAGUCCGUUGUAAUGGGAAGUUAUUGCCAAGGGUCUUGAUAGACAAUGGGUCUGCUCUUAAUAUUUGUCCUUGGAACACUUUGGUUAAGUUGGGAUUUCAGGAAGCUAAACUUCGGCCAUCUGCCAUUGUGGUGAGAGGAUUUGAUGGCGCGAAAAGGGAAUCAAUGGGGGAAGUGGAUUUGGUGCUGAAAAUCGGACUUGCCCAGUUUCAAGUUAUGUGCCAAGUCAUGGACUUCUCAAGUGUUUAUAAUGUUCUUCUCGGACGGCCUUGGAUUCAUACUUCAGGCGCUAUACCUUCUUCACUCCAUCAAAUGUUGAGAUUUGUGGUGAAUGGCCAGUUGAUUACGAUAUUUGCUGAGGAAGAUUGCACUAUGAUCAUCAAUCCUACAUCGGAAGAUGAUGGCGAUAGAAAAACUCUGGUUUCCCCUCACCAUGUAGCUGACAUUGUUUCGGUGGGUAAGGCAUCCAAGGACAAGGCGGCAGUGGAAGUGAAUUUACCCGAAGCCAGUGUUAUGAUGGCCAAGGAGCUGAUUCGAGGAGGUUAUGAAAUAGGCAAGGGUCUUGCAACCUACAAGGGGUUUUGGAGCCAAUAG
Molecule: messenger RNA, 2946 nt
Organism: Coffea arabica (coffee)
Lineage: Eukaryota; Viridiplantae; Streptophyta; Magnoliopsida; Gentianales; Rubiaceae
Source: RefSeq, a predicted model, not a curated record